GACUAACGAUAAACUAGGAUAUUACUUAACAUGCCUACAUUAUCCGAAAGUUCAAAGCCACCCAAUGGAGAUAACGAUUCCUCAGAUUUAAAACAUUCACAGAAUUACUUGCCGACCAAUAACACUAUUUUACAUGAUACCAACGUUUACGAAAAUCAAAUUGAUUCAGAAGGUGAACAAUGCGUAAACAAUCAUUUCAAAGUUGAUGGUCUGAUACACGGUGCUGGAGUACCAGUAAAACCCAAAUAUGCCUCUGAAGCACGCAUUUGUUUUCCAAGUAAAUGGUCUAAAAGCAUAGAACCAACGCUUAUAUGUAUAAACGCAUUGGAUGAUUUUUAUAAUCAGCAACAAAUAUGCGUACUUGGAUGUAAUUUGUGUGAUUCAGAGGAAAAACGGAGUUCAUUUCAUAAUCAAAAUACUGAAUGGACUUGUAAUCACGAAAAUCAAAGUAAUAAUCAUCCUCAUCAGCAGGACCAAAACAGUAAAAGCGAUCUAUUACAUAAACAAAUCAAUGAGUUAACUGAACGUGAAAGUUACAAAAUUAAGUGGGUUGAAAAGCGCAACGAAUAUGAAAGUGAAAUCAAAGAGUUAAGAAAAGCCAAAGAAAAGGCCAUUCAGCAAAAUAUCAAGUAUGAGGAACAGAUAACCGAAUUAAAAAAUAAGCUCAGUUCAAAACAAGAACAGAUACGCAAUUUAUUGAUUGAAUUAGAACAAUCUAAUCAAAGAUUAAAUGUAAUCGAAACACAAUUCAACGCUUACAAAUUACAAACUAGUCAGAAUGAAGAGAAUUACCAAACCUUAUCGCGUGAAUUCGUGAUUAUGAAACAGUGUAAAGAGCAAGCAGAAUUGAAUGCAAAAAAUUGUGAAAACAAUCGGUUACUAUAUGAGAGAAGAAUGAAAGAAUUGGAUGACAAUUAUGAACAAAGUAAACAACGUUAUUAUGACGAUAUAAAAGGACUAAUGAAUCAAUUGGAUAUGGAACGUUCAAGAGCUGAUGAACUCUUGCAAAAAAUUGAACAUAAUCGCCGCCAAAAUGAAGAACAACUUAGAACCAUCGAACAAACUCAACAGAAGAAACUAGAUGCAUUUCUGGAAGAUGGUCAAAAGGAGUUAAGAAAACAGCUAGCUGAAGCGAAUGAACAAAUUAAGGAGCAACAAAUAACAAUAUUUAAUCAAGAAUUAAAAAUUUCUACAAUGGAUUCAGAUAAAAAUGAGCUCAUAAAAAUCAAUCAAAAAUCAACAGAUGAACAAUUAGAUCUUCGUGAAAAAAUUAGGUUGAUUGAAAAUUUGUUAACAGUAAAAGAUCAAGAUAUUUCAAUGAUGCAAUUUGAAUGUCGUCUUUAUGCUGAUAAAUUAAAACAAACUGAACUAGAAAAAAAUCAUUUCAUUGAAAAAGAACGAUUUAUAAAACAAAGAUAUCAAGUAAGAUGAUAUAGCAUAUGAGCUUCGAUUCACGCUUCCUAUUUAUAUCAUAGUGUGCAUAAGUUUGUUUCAUGAAUUUUUAAAACUUGUAUA
This is a messenger RNA of Schistosoma margrebowiei, 1515 nucleotides long. NCBI's taxonomy places the organism in Eukaryota, Metazoa, Platyhelminthes, Trematoda, Strigeidida, Schistosomatidae. The record is from the annotation of a GenBank genome assembly.